Molecule: messenger RNA, 1707 nt
Organism: Cladophialophora yegresii CBS 114405
Lineage: Eukaryota; Fungi; Ascomycota; Eurotiomycetes; Chaetothyriales; Herpotrichiellaceae
Product: MADS-box transcription factor, other eukaryote
Exons: 3
Coding region: 1-1707 (568 amino acids)
Biological process (GO): positive regulation of transcription by RNA polymerase II
Molecular function (GO): RNA polymerase II cis-regulatory region sequence-specific DNA binding; DNA-binding transcription factor activity, RNA polymerase II-specific; protein dimerization activity
Source: RefSeq, a predicted model, not a curated record
AUGGGUCGGAGGAAGAUCGAGAUUCGGGCGAUAAAGGAUGAUCGCAAUCGCUCAGUGACGUUCCUCAAGCGCAAGGGCGGCCUUUUCAAGAAAGCCUACGAGUUGUCGGUCCUCUGCUCCGUCGACGUCGCGGUCAUCAUCUUUGGCCACAACAAGAAAUUAUACGAGUUUUCGUCGGGCGACAUCAAUGAAACCCUGCGGAGAUAUCAAUACUACGGACAACCUCACGAGCACAAAGGGCCUGCCGACUUCAAGAACAAGGGCGGUGGUGGUGAUGACGACGAUGACGAUGACGACGACGUUGGGGAUGAGGCUGCUCAUGGCCGAGAAGAGUCCCUCCCGCCUCCACACAGUCUUCCGCCGCAGUUACACCACAAUUCGUUUGCACACAUUGGCCAACCCAUGGCCUCAGUCUCCCCUCCAAUGCCCAACGGCAUGUUCCAGCCUCGACACGGAACCCCCCAGCCGCCGCAUAUGAUCUCCAGACCCCCAUCCCAGAACAUGAUCCGACGCACGAGUUCGAAUCUGGUGCCCAUGGCCCAUCCGCAUCCCACACCUCCUCCGCCGCAGAAUGGCUUUGCCUACGUGCCCAAUCCACCCAUCUACAAUCCUCAGGCCACUCCUCCCAUCCCUCCUCAGUCCUCUCCUCAACCCCAGUUCCAACCAUUUUCUCAGCCGCAGCAACCUCCCCAACCACCUCCUCAGACGCACCAGCAAUUACAGCAAGCCCAUCAGCAAUAUUUGACAGAACAAAGACGACACUCGCAACCCCCACCGGUUUCGCAGCCUCCAUUACAGCCUCCACCGCAGCCACAGCAACAGCCUCGCGCCUCACCUCAACCCGAGUCACAGAAUCUCCGCCCACCCGAGCAAGCCAGUCCACCCCAACCGAAACAUCUAUCAUCAAAGUCAAGAAGUAUAUUCACGCCCAUCGAUGAAGGAGGUUCCGUGCUAGCCCAGCAUUUCUUUGGGGCGCCAGACCCCAAGCCACGGACAAAGAGGGAAGAAGAUUUACCAGAUAUCAAACCGCCGCCGCGCAGCAUCACCGUCUCUGCUCCUCCUCGACCUAGUUCACAGCCAUCUCGUCCACAAGGCACUAUUCCCGAAUUCGCUCCACCUCCAAGAACGAACACGUCCGGGUCGAAAUCGGGUGCUCGCCCCAAGCUCAACCUCCAAAUACCGUCUGAAGCCGAAGACAGUGAUUCAGCCGUAGGAGGGUCGCCAUCGCAAGCGGCCAACGCCUCGGCCAACCCAGCCCGAAGCGGCGAACACAUUGUUCUGCCACCUCCUUCCCCGAGUGCUUCGACCGUCAUAUCAGCCGGAGCUGUAGGGCCCCCCAACCCCUUCGCUCGACCGCCGCCCCCGACAUCAAACGCCAAUCGCGAUGCAUUCAACGACAACCGAAAUAACAAUGUCGAAACUCCAAUCUCGGCAUUGCCCAGUCGGUAUAUGAACAUGGAUCUUUUACCGAGUCCGAGUAAUUUCUUCAGCGAGUGGGUUGACUCAUCGAGGAACGGGCUCGGUUCUGCGGUGUUGCCCAGUCCAUUGGUUUUUCCAACGCCGGCCGACCCCCGGGGUCUAGGCUUCGGAAGUAGAGAUGCGGCGAGAGAGGCUGCUGACCAGGCGAAUGGGGAAAAGAGGAAGGGAAGUAUAGAGUUGGCGGAGAAGGAGGGUGACGCCAAAAAGGUCAAGACGGGUCCGAGCUGA